UAUAAAAGAAGUCAAUUCGAGGGUGUCGAUCAGUUCCAGGUGACAACAUUGGCCAGGCACUCAAGAUGAAGUGCAUCAUUCUUCUAGCUGUUCUAGGAACAGCGUUUGCGCAGAGAAAUGGAUUCUGCCGACUGCCGGCAGAUGAAGGCAUCUGCAAGGCCCUCAUACCUCGCUUCUACUUCAACACUGAAACCGGAAAAUGUACCAUGUUUUCCUAUGGAGGCUGUGGAGGCAACGAGAACAACUUCGAGACCAUAGAGGAGUGUCAAAAGGCGUGCGGAGCUCCGGAGCGAGUGAGCGACUUCGAAAGCGCCGAUUUCAAGACUGGCUGUGAGCCGGCGGCCGACAGCGGCUCUUGCGCUGGUCAACUGGAGCGCUGGUUUUACAAUGUUCAAUCGGGAGAGUGCGAGACAUUCGUCUACGGGGGCUGCGGGGGCAACGACAACAAUUACGAAAGCGAGGAGGAGUGUGAACUCGUCUGCAAGAACAUGUAAUUAUUCAUACCUAGCGGACUACAAAGUGCCUUCUCUCAUGGAUCGCAUCAUGCGUCAUAAAGAUACCGCAAGUGUACCUUGUGAAUAAAAUGAAGUGACUUGUGUCUAUAGGUGAUGUCACCUGUCGUCCCGCUUCUCCGCUUCUUUCGUAAUUGCACCUCACGUUAACACACAUGCGGAUAAUUCAAAACAAGAUUUUCUUAUACAUUUAAUUUGUCAAGGUAAUUUGAUGACGCUUAUAGACACUUUAUAAGAUCACCUUGA
This is a messenger RNA of Rhipicephalus microplus (southern cattle tick), 758 nucleotides long. Its product is annotated as boophilin-G2-like. The record is from RefSeq and is a predicted model, not a curated record. NCBI's taxonomy places the organism in Eukaryota, Metazoa, Arthropoda, Arachnida, Ixodida, Ixodidae. Gene Ontology annotation, molecular function: serine-type endopeptidase inhibitor activity.